AACUGAGGCGAGCAGGGGUGAGCAGACCGUUCUCCCCCUCCUUCCUCUAUUGUUUUUCUCUCUUCCCCUCUUUUGUUUUUGUCGUAGGUCCAAUGUUUGGCCGGUUUCUUCUUUAGUUGCUAAAAUUGUCAAAUUUUCUCUGAAAAUGCCAUCAAAAUGGCAUUCUUACCCUUCCAAAAAAUUUGUGUUUCCCUUUGAAAAUGCCAUUAAAAUGGCAUUCUCGACUCACGUUGGCAUUCUGAAAAAAAUGAUGACAACAGUAGCUGCAGCGGCUAGAGAUGAAGUGGCGGUGGCCGGAUCUACACUGGUGGAGCCUGGAUCUGAGUCGUCGGCGAUCGGAUUUGCAGAGCCUGGAGUCGGCGGCUAGAGGCGGCCAGAUCUAUGGCUCCGGCGACCAGAUCUGCAACCGAAGUGGCCUGAUCUGCAAUGGCGACCAAUUUUGAGACCGCGGUUGCGGUCUGCGAAUAGCGGCGGCGGACGGCGAGCAGUGGCGGCAGCCGGCGGCGGCCGACAAGCAGCAACGGUCCGGUUGUGUCUGUGGCAGCAUGUUACCAAGCUUCAAGGGUAUCUCUGUCCAAUUACAAAUAAUAAAUUCUAUUUAGGGAAUUUUUAAACUUUAAUCCUAUUGUGAAAAUUAAAGAUUCAUUUACUCCCAUUUAGGGAAUUACCUCAAAUUUUAACAGUACCUAUAUUGCGUAUCAUUUUAAAAA
Cuscuta europaea is the source of this 710-nucleotide messenger RNA. The record is from the annotation of a GenBank genome assembly. Lineage: Eukaryota; Viridiplantae; Streptophyta; Magnoliopsida; Solanales; Convolvulaceae.